This is a messenger RNA of Entamoeba dispar SAW760, 1677 nucleotides long. RefSeq lists its product as uncharacterized. NCBI's taxonomy places the organism in Eukaryota, Evosea, Mastigamoebida, Endamoebidae. The coding region runs from base 1 to 1677 and encodes 558 amino acids. The record is from RefSeq and is a predicted model, not a curated record. The transcript has a single exon.
AUGUCAACACAAGAAUUCCACAACGAACCAACAAAAUUAGAUGAAAUCCAUUUAAAAGAGACUCUCGCUCAUAACAAAGCUUUACACUUCACCUCAAGAUAUAUGUACUUGACCUUAUGGGGUGAUGAAAUUAGUAACCAAACACAAUUCAAGGAAGUAAUAGAUCGUAUUGCAGGUCCCACUAAUAACUUACAAUAUGCACACAUCUCGCCAGUAGAGAAAGACGAGAUAAAUCCACAUCCACACCAACACCUACUUAUAGUAACCAAAAGACCUCGUUCAUUCAAAGCUCGUCCAAUUAUUAAACACUCAGACGGAACACAACAAACGUUCUGGUAUUCACGUGUUAAUUCAUAUACAUCAAGGACGGGCGAUAUUUCCAACAUCAUCAAAUAUAUAACAAAAAAAGGACCAGGUAUGUAUAAAGGAGAUCCAACAUUAAAAGAAGACUUAAAACAGACCUGGAUAAACGCAUUAAACGAACUAGAUUCUUACCAAGAUUUUAACGAAUUAGAAAAAAAUUUAUUAGAUAUUAAUGCAGAGAAAUACAUCCAACAAGAAGGAAAAAUAAAAGCACGUUGGAUGAGAAAGAAUGCCAGACGCCUUGAUAUAGAGAAUUACACCAGAACAGAUUUACUUCCAUGGAGAGAAGACAUGGAAGAAAUACAGACAAUACGAAAGUGGUUAAAGUGUGCACAAGGAAACAAAUAUAGAAUGGGAAACUUGUUCAUAGUAGGUCCUACUAAAACAGGUAAGACUGAAUUCGCAAUACAAGAAAUAUUUUUAAAAUACAAUACUUUCAUGUUAAGAGGAGACUCUUUAUUCGACGCAUACGACGAUGAACAGAAUUACCGUUUUAUAUUAUUUGAUGAUAUAAACUAUGAUAAGAAUUUAUUAAGAUUAAUAAAAGCUAUUACAUCUACUAUAAACAAGAAAACGAUGGUAAAUGUAAAGUACUCCAAAGCCAUUGUAACCGCCCGUCCUUGUGUUCAUUUAUUAAAUCAAAAGGAAUACGAAGGAGUCGUAGACUUAAUGAAAUACAACGGUGGUUAUAAUUGGUGGAAAAGAAACUCACUCAAGGUAUUUAUAGACAAGAAAUUAUAUAAAGAUCCUGAAGAAUCUGAAAAAGAUUCAGAAGACAUGGAAAAACAAGAAGAAAACUACAAUGCCAUGGAAGACCUACAAGAAAAAUAUGAUAGUAUUAAAGAUAUUCCAGACGAACAAGAAUCAGAAGAAACCAAUCCAAUAGAACAUGUUUCAUUUUACAAAAGAGUAACCAAUUUAAUGGAAUCACUUGGUUACGACGAAGAGUUCUUAGAAGGAUUAACAGAAAAAUUAACAGAAGCAAAGAAAGAUAAAAAGAUGAAAAAAAUACUGAACGAAUCUCAAGAAGACAACACAAGCAUGAUAGAAGAGUGGAACGAAGACUUAGAAGAAUAUCAAACGGAUAAUCCACUUGGUAUGACAAAAGAAGAUUUUAACAACUUCGAAAAAGAAACGAUGUCACAAUAUGAAAAACAGAGAAGUAGUUACUUCAAUAACCGUUUAAGAGAUGACUAUAUGGAUGAAGAAGAUGAUGAUUACGAAGAAGAUGACGAUUUCAACGAUGAAAACGCUCUACCAGAACACAGACCAUUCGGAGGAAAAGACGGUGAUAUGGAUAUAAUUUAUGACUAA